Molecule: messenger RNA, 929 nt
Organism: Cuscuta campestris
Lineage: Eukaryota; Viridiplantae; Streptophyta; Magnoliopsida; Solanales; Convolvulaceae
Source: the annotation of a GenBank genome assembly
UCAACUACUUAAUUAUUUAAUCCUUCAUUCUUCCAAGUGUCUUUUAACUCACUUACAAUGGCCGCCACUCUCUAUAAUGUUAUUUUUCAUGAUUCGAGCCUUAACGUCACUGUCACUAAAUGCGCUUCCGAAGUUGAUCGUUGGAUUACCGCCACCGUCUGCUACUACCGCCGAGGCGUUGGACUCUCCAACCUCCUCGUCGGCCUCGACAUCGAGUGGCACCCCUGCAAGCCAUGGGAGACGAACCCCGUCGCCACACUCCAGUUGUGCAUUGGGAAAAACUGCUUGAUUUUCCAGAUUCUGAAAAGAGACUUCAUGCCUUGUGCCCUGCGCCUCUUCCUCCGCGACCCCUUCAUCACGUUCGUGGGUGUUGGCGUCGAAGAAGAUGCCGAAAAGCUCUUUCGCGACCACGGUCUUGUCGUGACUAGGGUUUUGGAUCUGCGACCCAUGGCGGCGAGCGUUUACCGUUCUGAGGCGUUUCUGAAGAUAGGGUUGAAGAAGAUGGCGAUGCAAGUUUUGGGUGCGGCUAUGGAGAAGCCGUUAGCCGUCACUUUGAGCGAUUGGGACGCCGAAGAGCUGAGCUUCGAACAAAUUGAGUACGGAGCGACCGACGCGUUUGUGUCUUUUUUGAUUGGGAUGGAUCUCCUCACGGCGGCGCGGCGGCUUCCGAUGAGCCAAAUGCAAGGAAAGCAAUUUGGACGAUCACUUCCGCCUCCCCUCCGCCCAAUUUCACCAUGUUGCUAGAUUGAGUUAUAUCUUUAUGUGGGUUUUAAGAUUUAAUUUGUUUAAGACUUUUACUUGUUUUGUUGAAAAAAAUUGUUGAAAAAUCGAAAUCACUGUGAACUCCAACAUUGUUCGGAAUCUGGUCUUGAAUAUCAAUUCAGUGGAAUACGGAGUAAUGUUUUAGUAAAUCAAUAUUGUUUUGUUUU